Arachis stenosperma is the source of this 2237-nucleotide messenger RNA. Its product is annotated as E3 UFM1-protein ligase 1 homolog. Gene Ontology annotation, cellular component: endoplasmic reticulum membrane. Bases 1042 to 1557 code for a protein of 171 amino acids. Gene Ontology annotation, molecular function: UFM1 ligase activity. Gene Ontology annotation, biological process: response to endoplasmic reticulum stress; regulation of proteasomal ubiquitin-dependent protein catabolic process; protein K69-linked ufmylation. The transcript has 7 exons. NCBI's taxonomy places the organism in Eukaryota, Viridiplantae, Streptophyta, Magnoliopsida, Fabales, Fabaceae. The record is from RefSeq and is a predicted model, not a curated record.
UUCUUAUUUUUUAAGCUGUUUCUUUUUUCUUUGAUCUUCAUCAUCUCUAAAUUAUGCUUUCUAGAAGACUGCUGUUGCUAUGCUGAUUUGACCUUGAUCACUAAUGCUAAGUUUAUCUCUGAGGUGUAGAAAGUUUUAUGAGUGUAUAACCUUUGUGAAAAUAUCAGCCACUUGCACAGUUUUUGGGAUGUGGUUUAUUCCGAUUUCUUUGUUAUUUACAUGAUUUCUAAAAAAAUACAAGUAUAUUUUAAAAUAUUUGGACUUAGAAUGUAAAAUAGGAUUGACAGCUAAUAAUACUGCACUGAAGUUAUCACAGUAUAUCAUUGGAACUUCUAUUAAAGAGAAUUUUAACUCACUCAUCAUAGUUUUUAAUCAGAUCAAUUUUUCUACUAUAUCUACUAUACUCCUAUAGUAUCCUUUUAUACUUGACCUAGUCACAGUCGUUAAUUUGUUGAUGCCUAAGACACCAAUUUCGAAUCAAGAAAUACACAUUAUUCACUAAUAGACUUUUUAUCAUUAAGAUCCUUAACCUAAUUUGAAUCACAAUAAAAAAUAACUGCUAUAAAAUUAUUUCUUUUUAAAUAUAAAUCAUAGCUUAUUGUACCAUUUAAGUAUUUCAAUACCCGUUUCAACAAUUUUUAAUAAGAAUCUAAAUUAAAGAAAGUUGGAUAAAUUGAGUAAACUUGUACACACUAUAAGAGAUUUUAGGUUUGGUCACUAUUAGAUAUUGUAAGCUGCCAGUUACAUAUCUAAAUAGUUUUGGAUCACCAAAGUUUGAACUUCCAAAAGCCGUGUAAACAUUAGACCUCCAUCAACAUUAGUGUAAAUCUCCCAUAUUCUUCAUAGCAAACUUAGCAUUCAGUUUCUCUCUGACAUCUCUGUUCGUUCUGUCUUCAUCCGUUAGCCGGAACCUUUCCUCGCCGCUAACAUCUCUGUUCGCUCUGUUCGUGCUUCAGGACUUAGGAGAGGUGAGAAAUUCUUACAUGUUGAGCGUAUUUAUGCCACCGCAGGAAGAAAUAGAGAUUGGAGAACAAGGUCUAGAUGAUCCUGAAACAAUUCUUGGGCCUUAGUCACAAGUUAAGGCCUACAGUAAUCAGUUCUCGGAUGGAGAAAAGGAAGGCAUUACUAACAGAAAAUGCAGACCAAAAAAAGCGAUUGCCUGAUAAUUUGCAGAAGAAACUUGAUGAGACUUUCUUAAACAUGCAGCUCUAUGAAAAAGCCUUGAAAUUGUUUGAACAUGAUCAAUCAACUUCUGAAUUAACAUCCCAAGUUUCUGCUGAGACUGACCCUGUAUCCUUCUGCCAAAAGUUGUGUCAUUACUUUAUAUCCAGGUUACUUUGGUUGCUUCCACACCCCCUCUCUCUUUCUGAAGCCUACCAUCUCCUUAUUGUUUUCUUCCACUUACUACAGUUUUACCAUAAAGCUAUUCAAGCCCCUGGAAGGGUGAUCUCUGUUUCUAUUUCCCAAUUGAAGGAUAAGCGCGAUGAGUCAGCAGACAAGGUAUUGACGGAUUAUCAAGCUGCUACAGUGACUCUUAGCGCUAUUAUCAGCUGGUGAUGUUUUAUAGGAAGACGAUUGUGCAUCUGAUAGAAUUUUGAGUAAAAGGGAACUUCUGGAGAGUCAAAUGUGGGAUCUCAAAAGCUUGGUUUUGACCAACACACAACAAUCACCUCAAUUGAGCAGGGAUGCAUUUCACACAAUAAUUAUUCGGUGACGUCUAGUUCCUUAAGUGAAAGCUUAUGACAAUUGUGCAGACUAGAGAAAAUUUUCACAAUUUUGUUUUAGACAGUACAAAGAUCAUUUUCACUAAUUCAUCUCGCGCAAAGUUUGAUACUCGGGUGUUUUCCAUCCUUAAAUUUCUGCUUAACAAAUAUUCUGAGCCAGAGCCUCAAUGAUACUACCAAAGAAUUUGGAACCUAAAGACAAUUUUUCAUAACCAUUUGUUAAAAUACCAAGAUAAUUAUGGAUUAGAUCACUUAAAAUAUCAAGCAACAUUCUAAUUGUUUUAAUGUGAAAGCCCAAAGAACUAUAUAAUCCAAAAUAAAAUAAAUAUACUUUUACCAGUCCAAUGAGUAUGAAGUAAAUCCAACUUCAAUAGAACAGGGGAAAGGGCAAAAUGAUGUCAUGCAAUGGGAGUGUAAAUUUGCAAAAUUAAACAAUCCUAUAAUCAACUCAUGCCUUGUGCAUACAAGUCGUUAGCCAAAAACAAACUCUUAAAUGAAACCUUGAUUUGUAAC